This is a messenger RNA of Papaver somniferum (opium poppy), 4307 nucleotides long. Its product is annotated as kinesin-like protein KIN-12B. Gene Ontology annotation, molecular function: microtubule binding; microtubule motor activity; ATP binding. The transcript is spliced from 16 exons. NCBI's taxonomy places the organism in Eukaryota, Viridiplantae, Streptophyta, Magnoliopsida, Ranunculales, Papaveraceae. Gene Ontology annotation, biological process: microtubule-based movement. Bases 218 to 4036 code for a protein of 1272 amino acids. The record is from RefSeq and is a predicted model, not a curated record.
UGAAAUUUAUGACGCCGUUAGUUUAGGGAUUCAAAAUCUCCGCUCCCACACUCUAACGGAUACAUUUUCUUUUUUCCCUUUCUCUUUCUUCCUUCCACUACUGUCUUCUCUUCUUUCUCUUUCUUUAUUCUCCCUUCAAUCGCCUCUGUAAAUUUCUAGGGUUUCUUCAUCUUCUUCAUCAUCAUCACCUUUCUCAACUCUCUCUAACUUCUAAACAAUGAAGAAUUACAUGUUACCGAAAGGUAGUGGAAUCUUGAGAGAAAUUAAUACCCAAGAACAACAACUAUCAUCGCCAAACCCUAAACAACGAUCUAGGAAAAAAACUUCAUCAAGAGAAAAUGUUUCUCCGUCAGAUCUCAAUUCCAUGAUUGAUUAUUCGUCUCCGUCUGUUACUACUGCUAAAACACUAUCUUCUGUGGGUAAAAUGAAAAGCCCUCUUCCUCCAAGACCGCCUUCUUCUAAUCCUCUGAAACGGAAAUUGAUAUUGGAAUCAGUUCCUGAGAAUAGUGCUCCUGGAUCUUUCGAUUCUGGUGUUCAGGUGAUAGUACGAAUGCGUCCACCAAAUCCAAAUGUGGAUGCGGAUGAUGAGUUGAUAGUAGAGAAGGCAUCGUCGGAAUCUUUAUCAGUCCUUGGUCAGACCUUCACUUUUGAUUCUGUUGCAGAUACAGGAUCUUCUCAAAAAGACAUAUAUCAGCUAGUAGGUGCUCCUCUUGUGGAGAAUUGUUUGGCUGGGUUUAACAGUUCAAUAUUUGCUUAUGGCCAGACUGGGAGUGGAAAGACAUACACGAUGUGGGGACCCUCCAAUGCUUUGUUGGAAGAUAAUCCUUCUGGUGGAGAACAAGGCCUUACUCCUCGCGUCUUCGAGCAGCUCUUCUCACACAUGAGUGAGGAGGAAGCGAAACAUGCCGACAAGCAACUCAAUUAUCAAUGUCGCUGUUCGUUUCUUGAGAUCUAUAACGAGCAAAUAACAGACUUGUUGGAUCCAAGUCAAAGGAACCUCCUGAUUAGGGAAGAUGUGAAAUCAGGUGUUUAUGUUGAGAAUCUUUCCGAGCAGGAUGUAUGUUCGAUGAAAGACGUGAGGUUGCUUUUGCUAAAGGGACUGGCGAACAGGAGGACUGGUGCAACAAGUAUAAAUGCAGAGAGUUCUCGUUCGCAUAGUGUGUUCACUUGUACUGUGGAGUCACGAUGCAAGAGCAUGUCGGAUGGCUUGAGCAGUUGCAAGACUAGUAAAAUAAACCUCGUUGAUCUUGCUGGCUCAGAGAGACAAAAGCUUACUGGUGCCGCAGGAGAAAGAUUGAAGGAGGCAGGGAAUAUUAACCGUUCCCUUUCCCAGCUUGGGAACUUGAUAAAUAUUCUCGCUGAUGUUUCGCAAACUGGGAAGCAAAGACAUAUCCCAUAUAGGGACUCUAGGCUAACUUUCUUGCUGCAGGAAUCCUUGGGUGGUAAUGCAAGAUUAGCAAUGAUAUGUGCUAUUUCUCCCGUGCUAAGUUGUAAGAACGAAACACUCAGUACUCUGAGGUUUGCCCAGCGUGCAAAAGCAAUUAAAAACAAGGCAACUGUUAAUGAAGUCAUGCAAGAUGAUGUGAAUGUCUUGCGAGAAGUGAUUCGCCAGCUUAAGGAUGAACUUCUCCGAAUGAAAGCAAAUGCGAAUCCUGCAGCAGCAGGCCCCAACGGAGGAUAUUCAACAAGUUGGAGUGCACGUCGAAGCUUAAGUAUAUUGAAGAUGAGUCUGAACCAACCAAUGACAUUACCUCAUAUUGAUGAUGACAGUGAUGAGGAGAUGGAAAUCGACGAGGAAGCAGUUGAGAGGCUCUGCAAUGAGGUAGAAAAUAGUAUUAAUGAAAGAGAGGUUGCCUCCGAAAACGCUGAAGUAAAAGCACUCUCUUCCGAUGAUCCUAUAAGUGCACCUGUUAGUAAGCAGGGCUUGGAGGUAGCUGAUGUUCAUAUGGAAGUUUGUCCAUUAGAAGGAAUAACAGAAGAAGAGGCUGUGGAGAAUGGUUUGUUUAUUUAUGAUCAAGUGAAGGAUGUAAAGGAUCCCAUUGAGGAGCAACUUCAAGAGGGAGGACCAACAUGCGAGACUCUGGUGGAGAACCAUUCUGCAGAUGCUUCUGUCUCCAAAACUUCUGUAUCCUGUUCUCCUAGUGCCGAUCUUCCUUCUAACCUUAGCAUAAUUUCCUGUGAGGCGACUCCAGUUCUUCGUUCUCCCCCUUUGAGUGUUUCACCAAGAGUCAACGAAAGCAGCAGGAAAAGCCUUAAGACAUUAUCGAUGUUGUCUGCUUCCCAGAAAGAUUUAGCAGAGGAGAAAAAUCUUGGACUGGAGGAUCUACCUAGGAAAUCUGUGAAAUGCAAGCCCUCAAGUGUUCAAACUAGUACAAAUGGCUUUACACAAACUGAACAUCUGGCAGCAAGUCUCCAUCGUGGUCUUCAAAUUAUCGAUAGUCACCGCCAGAGUACAGCCUUCGGUCGCUCUUCCUUCAGAUUCGCUGAACUGAAGCCUCUUCUUCUUACAGUUGAUAAGGUUGAUGUUGGAGUACAAACUGUUUCACUUGAAUCUGAAGUACCUGUAGAAGAUGCAUCAGAAUAUUUGUGCAGUAAUUGCAAGAAUAGAACUCCUUUACUUGAAUUGAAAGAGGAAACUGAGAACUCAAAUAUGCAAUUAGUACCUAUUGAAGUGUCACAAUCAGGUGAAAAGACCAAAAAGCUAGUUCCAAAGGCAGUAGAAAAGGUGUUAGCUGGAGCAAUCAGGAGAGAAAUGGCUCUUGAAGAGUUCUGUGCCAAGCAGACUGCUGAAAUCUCCCAGUUGGAUCGUCUUGUUCAGCAAUACAAGCAUGAAAGAGAAUGUAACAGUAUAAUUGAACAAACAAGAGAAGACAAAAUCAGAAGGCUAGAGAGCCUGAUGGACGGGGUCUUGCCGACUGAGGAAUUCAUGGAGGAAGAGUUUAUGUCCCUUGCAAAUGAGCAUAAGCUGUUGAAAGAAAAAUACGAUAACCAUCCUGAGUUGCUGAGAACAAAAAUUGAACUUAGAAGAGUUCAAGAUGAGCUUGAUAGUUACAGAAACUUUUUUGAUAUGGGUGAGAGAGAUGUAUUGGUGGAAGAGGUUCAGCAUUUGAGAAGCCAACUCACCUAUUACGUUGAAUCUUCUUCUUCUCCUUUACCGUCUCGAAAAAGAAGUCCAAUGCUACAGCUGACAUAUCCUUGGGAGCCGCCUUCGACACCCUUAUGUGCAAUUCCUGAGACAACUGAGCGAAGUAUGGAGGAGAAAUUUGAACAGGAGAGGUGUAACUGGACCGAGGCAGAAGGCAAGUGGAUCUCCCUUUGCGAAGAAUUGAGAACUGAACUUGAAGAAAGUCGUGUUCUUGCCGAGAAAUUGAAGGUGGAAUACAAUUCAGAAAAGAGAUGUGCAGAUGAGCUUAAAGAAGCAAUGCAGAUGGCAAUGCAGGGACAUGCACGGAUUCUUGAGCAGUAUGCUGACCUUCAGGAGAAACAUCUUGCUUUACUUGCAAGGCACAGGAAGAUGCAGGAAGGAAUAGAAGAUGUCAAAAGGGCUGCAUCUAAAGCAGGAGUUAGGGGCGCUGAAUCAAAGUUUAUCAACUCCCUUGCUGCUGAAAUUUCUGCACUUAAAGUGGAUAGGGAAAAAGAGAAGAGGUAUCUGAUGGAUGAGAAGAAGGGGUUGCAGGCUCAACUGAGAGAUACUGCUGAAGCUGUACAAGCGGCUGGUGAACUUGUUGUGCGGCUUAAGGAAGCAGAAGAAGUUGCCUUUAUCUCCCAGAAAAGAGCUUUAGAGGCAGAGCAAGAGGCUGAGAGAGCAUAUAGACAAAUUCAGAAAUUAAAGAAAAAACACGAAAAAGAAAUUUCUACUUUGAAUCAGGUUGUUGCAGAGUCUCGUCUACCUAAGGAGGCAAUCAGACCUGCAAACUAUGAUAUUGACACGACUAGAUAUGAUGAGCCUCUCUACCACGGCCAAGAAGAAGAUACCGAACUCCCUGUGGAGCCAUUUCCAUGGUUCUCCUCCGGGUACGAUCAAUGCAACAUCUAGAUAACUUUGUGGUGUCAGUAUUGCUAUGUACCCUGCCUUAGCUGAGCUUGUUGUAUAACGACCCUGUUGUGGAUUGGUUACGUUACGAACCAAAUAUAUUGGUUCUAGUCAGUGUGUCAAAACAUUUCAUUUUUCUUGUGGGGGAGUUUCAGGUUGAAUGAAUGAUUCUCCCUGACUUCCUUUUCUUUCUGCACAUAUUGUAAUCUUAUUACUUCAUAAAUUUUGUAUUACCUAUAAUCUACUAUUUCCAAAGUUUCUAUAAAAUUUGUAA